This is a messenger RNA of Salmo salar (Atlantic salmon), 4043 nucleotides long. The record is from RefSeq and is a predicted model, not a curated record. Lineage: Eukaryota; Metazoa; Chordata; Actinopteri; Salmoniformes; Salmonidae.
CUAGUUGAACAACUUUACGGUUAUCGUUUUUCCAGCCCCGGGGACUGUAGGGUUAGUGUUAGACUGUAUGCUGCUAUUUCGGAUUGAUUGACAUCUCUCCUCCUUUUGAGUAGCCAACGUUUCUUUCUUUUUACUUUGUGGUUUGGAUACUUUUGUCCGUGUUCAGCACAGUCACACCAGUGCGCAUCAUCAUGGUGAAAGGGGAGUUUUGGGCCGCGGAUGUCUGUGAUCGUUCCUUCGGACUGAAACUCCUGUCCUACCUGGGAUAGGUAGCUUAACCUAACCUGGUUCCCGGUUUGAGGAACUUUACAUUUUCAUCGGACUCUAGAUUUUUCACACGGACAUUCGAUAGAAUGGAGUGGGAGCUGAGACCACGGCUUUGUUUCCUAACGAAAGGGCCGCGCGGCUACGGCUUUCACCUUCACGGCGAGCGGAAUAAAGGCGGACAGUUCAUACGGAAAGUGGAACCCGGUUCGUCCGCGGAGCUUUCGGGGCUGCGCGCGGGGGAUCGGGUCGUGGAAGUGAACGGGGAAAACGUGGAGGAAGAGACGCACCAUCAAGUAGUGUAUCGUAUCAGAGCAGUGGAGCAUCGUACCAGGUUGCUGGUCAUCGACAAAGAGACAGAUGAUUACCUGCGUGGUCACGGGCUGGCCUGCACAGAGGACCUCGCCGUUGAGAUGGGCAAUCUCUCUCCCCGGCCCUCCCCCUUCACCUCCCCCUCAGCCUCCCCUGUAGCCCAGGGGGAAGUCCUCUCACCCUCACCCAUACACAUCCUCACUAAAGCACUCAAACACACCUCUGCCUCACCCAGAAGGAUGGAUACACGAUCGCCGACGUCAAGCCUGAUGAUUGGCACCAAGAAAAGGUUGCCAUCGGAGACAGCGUCGUUAGAUACAGAGUUUCCCAUGGCGACGGUGGAGCUCCUCCCCCGGCUGUGUCACAUGGUGAAGGGGGAGCUGGGAUACGGGUUCAACCUGCACAGUGACAGAACACGGCGAGGACAGUUCAUACGCAGCGUGGACCCCGGGUCCCCCGCCCAACAUGCAGACCUCAGACCCCGGGACAGGCUGGUGGAGGUGAAUGGAGUGAACAUCGAGGCGUUGAGACACUCAGAGGUGGUGUCGUUUAUACGUGGCGGGGGGGACGAGACAUGCCUCCUGGUGGUCGACGCGGAAACAGACGAGCUGUUCAAGAGGCUCGGGGUCACGCCCACCAGCACACAUGUCAAAGAGGUCUAUGUGGACGAGCCAAUGACAGACAGCGCCCCACCCACCCCCUCUUCAACCACUGACCUACCUCCAAUGGAUCCACCAAUCAUCAACGUCACCCUGAUGGGCUCGCCAAUCACAAACGGCUCGCCCAAUUCACAGACCAAUGGGAGCUCAGCAUUCCAGUACUCACGUGGCUCGACUACCCAAUCAGAAUUCAGCAGCUCAGAUAUGAGCAUUCAGGUCCCUGAGGAUUAUGAGCGCCGUGUUUCGGACCCGUUCCUGGACAGUGGACUGCAUCUGAGCCCCACGGCAGCCGAGGCCAAAGAGAGGGCCCAACACGGCAAGAAGAGAGCGCCCCCUAUGGACUGGAGCAAGAAACAGGAGAUCUUCAGCAACUUCUGAGAACCACACUGAACCACACAGAACCUUCACAACAAUGUUCUUAAGUACUUCAAGGUUGGUAAAGGUCUGUCACAAGGACACACCAUAACCAGUGUUGGCCGUGCGCAGUAGAUCAUCAGCCCGGAAACGAUUUCAUCAUGGGAAAUGAAUAGAAAAUGUCGGCCAAUGUUCUGUGGUCAGAGGCGAUAGGACAACCGCCCGCUGCGCACGGCUGACAUUCGUUAUGGUGUGUCAUGUGACAGAGCUUCACCAGCCAAUCAAGAUAAAAGGCUGCGGUGGCUCCUAAACAAUUCUGAGAAAAACACAGAAAGCCUCUGUCCCCAGCAGGAUUUGAACCCUGGUCUCCCACAGGACAAACCAACAUCUUAACUAUUAGACAAAGAGGAAAUUCCCUAUGGUCUGAGGGCCAACACUUAUUGUGAAGUCACAAGCGGGGCUACCGCAUCACGUGACCAUGAGCAACCAUGACCGUCUCAUGUCUGCUACACCUCCACAUGCCCCUACUAUGGAUUAUCACAGUACCUUAGGAUGAGGAUAAGUCAUGUUGAUUCAUUUAGCCAGGAUAAUUGACUCAGUUACACUCGGCACUUGUUUCCAUGGCUCCUAAAUAUUUCUCGGAGCAGUGACUUUCCUGAAAGUUUUUUUUCCUCCUACAGCAACUUGUAAGAAACGUUCACUGGCCCAACCACCACAAACCCCACCUCUUUACCCUCCACAGAAAACAGGCUUGAAUGUUUCCCAAAAGACUGAGAUAUGGGCCCGUAUCCACAAAGUUUCUCAAAGUAGGAGUUCUGAUGUAGGAUCAGUUUGACUUUUUUAUGUCAUAAUGAAUACAAUGAAAUGUAUAGGGAAGGAUCUGAUCCUAGUUUCAUUAGAUCUCACUGACUAAGGUAAGAACGUCAGGACACCACAACAUCCGGGCCGGCCUACAGACGUGACCCCUGUGGCCGAGUCUUCCUCUCACAGAUUGGACUUCACGAGUCUUCCUCUCACAGAUCCAAGACACAAUAAAUCUACGGUCUCACGAGACUGCGAUGCCGACCACUAUUGUCCAGAGUUCCAGACGGAACUCUUUUCAGAUCAUACUAAACCCUUUUUUGGUUCCACAUAGAACCUCUUGUUCCAAAUAGAACUCUCCAAAUAGAACUCUUCAAAGGCUGCUAUUUGGAACCUAAAGGGGUUUCGUCUAACCUGACCUGGUUCUAUCUGGGAGCUUUUCCAGAGGGUUCCAGUGGGUUCUACAAGGACAAAUUGUUCUACAUAGCACUUUUGAGAGUAUGGAAGCGAGCUUCUCAGAUGUAUAGAUUAGGUACAUAGGAACCACAUCACGUCAUAUACACAGACGUCUGAAUGAUGGACAGAAUGAGGGGAGGAAUCAGUCAUCUGACUGUGACAUAAAGAGAGUCUGACGCUGAGAAACACAGACAAACACUCAGAGGAGUGCGAUGGGCGUCACGCGUGUAGAGAGGCUGGCAGGGAGGUUACAAAUACAACUCUGUUACAUAGAGAUAGAGAGAGAGAGACAAAGAGUCCAGAAUCUCAAGAGGAGGAAGAUAGGGAAUUGGGUUGCAUUGCAUUGGGUUGAUUGAACUCUACUGCAUAAAUGUUGCCUAAAAUGCAGAGAGAGACUUGUGUCAAUGUGUAGGCCAACAAAUGCCUGAACGGUUGGCCAUUAUGAUAAAAACACUAUUUAUGUGAUUAUGACAGAGUUAUAUUAUUCUAUGAUAUUUUUAGCAAUUUGUUUACAAACUGUGUUCUAGUAUUUAAAUAUUUGGUUUUUAUUCUGUUACAAUAUUUGGUUAGAAAGUAAGACACACUCAGUUAUCUUUGUCUGUCUCUGCUGUCCAGAACAGAACUCUGAGUUGAAGGAAGAAAUGUGAGGAGCCAGGUUAAGCUCUAGAUUUGUUUAUAUUUGUUUAAUCCUAUUAUUGUUUGUGGUGGUAUCCCACUUUCAUUGUCCUCAAACAUUCAUCUCUUUUUAGAGGAAUAAAUAACUGGAUCCAUUUUAGUUUGAUUGACUAGUUGGAUAUGAAGCUAAGCUAGUUUCAGUGCAGACCGAUGUCCCAGGAUUCAAUCUGAUCAGCGCUAGAUCUGCGUUGUAGCACGCUUGACAUUUAAAGGUAAUUAACAAUUGAGCCGACAUAUGCAGAAUUUGCCGUGAAUGCGGUCUCCUGCGAUCACGGGAACAUUGCCUUUAAAAGGUGAAUAGCUGACAAAGAGUGAUCGGAUUGAAUCCCGGCCUUACUUUUAAUUUGAUCAUCUCUCCAGUUUUAAAUAUGAAUCUAAUGUAACUAAGUUACUUUUAAUUUGAUAAUCUCUCUAGUUGUAAAUUUGUAUCUACUGUAACUAAGUUACUUUUAAUUUGAUCAUCUCUCCAGUUGUAAAUAUGAAUCUACUGUAACUAAGGCUGUUAUAUGAACACAAAGCGGA